Molecule: messenger RNA, 3592 nt
Organism: Nelumbo nucifera (sacred lotus)
Lineage: Eukaryota; Viridiplantae; Streptophyta; Magnoliopsida; Proteales; Nelumbonaceae
Product: putative TPR repeat-containing protein At1g05150
Cellular component (GO): plasma membrane
Molecular function (GO): protein binding; calcium ion binding
Source: RefSeq, a predicted model, not a curated record
CAUAACCAGCUCAUUUCUUUAGCUUGCUUUCUGCAGGUAUUAGAAUAGAAGGGGGAGAAGUGAAUAAACGAAAGAUUGUCGUCGACGAGUGGAGAGCUCAGUCAUUAUAUACCUCGCCUGUCGCCCGGAAAACUCAGAGAAAAUUUACUGCCUUCUUAAUUCUUACUAGUGAGAAAACGUAGACCGGCGGGCAGAGAUUAUUGAUGGGUAGGCCACAGCCUGACAGCCACACGGCUAUAUAUGUUCUAUAUGAGACAAGCCUAUCCAACCACGGCCAAAUAUUGCUAGGCUGAGGCCCCAAGACACGACACGAGACACAACAGGGAAGGGAAGAGAGAUCGUGGAUGGACAUGGACUCGUCACUCAUGGCGUGGGGCUUCCUCCCAGUCCCAUCACUCAACUCCACCACAGCCAGAAGCCCCUAAACGCCAGUGAGAUCAAAGUUCUUUCCACCUCAUAUUCACCCCUUUCUUUUUAUUUCUCAUCUUCACAGAUCAAUUCUGAAUUGGAAGUUUAAACUCCUCUUCCCCCAAAGAGAAAAGUUCACGACAAUAAUAAACAUUAAGAGGGGGUAAGAGAGGAGAGAGACGGUGCUCAAAUGGGUCUGGGCUUCUCAGUCUGAAGGAGAAAACUCAAACCCUUUUUGUCUUGUUUCAUCUCUCUUCAUCUCCUCUUCUUUGUUGGUUAUUGCUGUCCCGAAAAUUGAGAACCCUUAAGGAAAUAUCACCUUUUUAAAAAUGGCUUCAAGGGGAAGCAGAGCAGAGAAGGUGAAGCGAAUUUUCCAGCAAGUCGACGUGAACAAAGAUGGAGGCCUUAAUAGAGAAGAAAUGGCGUCUCUCGUCGUCGCUGUGAACCCUAGGGUUAAGUUCAGCGACGAGCAGAUCAAUGCCAUCCUUGACGAGGUCUUUAGAACCUACGGUGAGUUCAUCGACGGCGAGAAGGGUCUCUCUUAUGAAGGUCUUCUUCGGACCUACGACGACGGUGCUGGUGAUGUCGACCGUGACUUCGAUGCCCUCGGUUUGGAUCUCAACCAGGAGGCCGCCAAAGCUUCCUUGCCUUCUGAAGCCUCUUCGUCUUCGAUUGCCGAUGACCGGAUGGUGGAGUCAAACAAGAAGCAGAGAACUGCUGCAUGGGCGGCGUCUCCGAACCAUGGUAUCGUCUUUGACGACACUUGGAAGAUAGUCGAUGAUUUGGAAAUUCUGGUGAAGAGGUUGAAAGCGAAGCAGGCCAAGGAUGGAAAGAUGAAAGGGGACAAUCUGGAUGUCUACUCCGACCCCGGUUGGUCUAGGGAAUUCGGACCCUCCUCGGAGCUUUCGGAGAAAAGAGUCUUCUGGGACGAGUCCGGGCAUGACUAUGCUGCAUUCGUGAAGGAAUUAGGGGUCUUGAGAAGCAAAGCCGACGGGGUCAGGUCGAGGGAAGAAGCUUUCGACAGGCACAUGGCGAUUGGUCGGGUUCUGUACGAGCACCAGCUCUUUAAAGAGUCUUUGGUGAGCUUCAAGCGAGCUUGUGAGGUUCAACCGACUGAUGUGAAGCCGCAUUUCAGGGCAGGGAAUUGUCUCUAUGCUACUGGCAGCUACGGGGAGGCAAAGGAGGAAUUUUUGCUCGCUCUUGAGGCUGCUGAAGCCGGUGGGAACCAGUGGGCUUACCUUCUUCCCCAAAUUCAUGUUAAUCUCGGGAUUUCUCUCGAGGGGGAAGGCAUGGUUUUAAGUGCUUGCGAACAUUACAGAGAGGCCGCGAUUCUUUGUCCGACCCAUUUCAGGGCUUUAAAGCUUCUUGGCAGUGCGCUUUUCGGGGUCGGAGAGUAUAGAGCCGCUGAGAAGGCACUGGAGGAGGCUAUCUUCUUGAAACCGGAUUAUGCUGAUGCACACUGCGAUCUGGGUUCGGCCUUGCAUGCGAUGGGGGAGGACGAGAGGGCAGUUCAGGAGUUUCAGAAGGCCAUUGAUUUGAAGCCAGGGCAUUUGGACGCUCUAUACAAUUUGGGUGGGCUUUAUAUGGAUAUGGGAAGGUAUCAGAGAGCCUCGGAGAUGUAUACUAGGGUACUGGUCGUGUGGCCAAAUCAUUGGCGGGCGCAGCUCAACAAAGCUGUGUCCUUGUUGGGAGCUGGAGAGUCUGAUGAAUCCAAGAAAGCCCUAAAGGAGGCUUUCAAGAUGACAAACAGGGUUGAACUACAUGAUGCAAUUGCUCAUUUGAAACAACUGCAGAAAAAGAGGUUCAAGGGGAACGGAAGUGUUGAAGGGGAGAGCGCUUUUCUUGUGGUGGAGCUGUCAAAGUUUAAGAGAGUGGGCCAGAAGACUACCACGAGGCAGGAGUUGGCAAAUGCUCUUGCAAUCAGGGCUUUCCAAAGGCUCACUAGGUUGAACCGUUGCAAUGUGGAUGUUCUGAAGAAGGAAAUGACUGAAACGGAGGUUCCAGUUUCCUAUUCAGGAAGUGGUGCUCCUGAGAAAUCCAUCCGCAAGGCUGCACUGGAGGGAAUUCUCCGAAAAUUGCUCAGUUUCUUGAAGCCAGAGACUUUCCAAGGAGCUGUAAAAGCCAUCAAUGAGAAGAUUCUAUCUGACUUGGAUGGUGCAGGCUCAGGUAGGGUGGAUUUGAGUAUGUUCUAUGCUGUUGUGGCUCCUAUUUGUAGUGGUGCUCCUGACAAGCGGAAACGUGUGGCAUUCGAUGCACUGCGACCUAUGAAUGAAGGCAGUGCCCAGAUCAAGAAAGCUGAUGCUCUCAAGUAUAUCAAAUUGUUGAGGGCCAUCUAUAUCCCAUCCGAUGGGGUCAGUGAAAUGCUGGAAAUCCAUGGAGAAGCAGAUGAUUCCAUGGUUUCCUUUCCUGAGUUUCUUGUGAUGUUUGAUGACCCUGAUUGGGGUUUUGGGAUCAUGUCCACUCUGAUGAAGCUUGAAAAUGGGGACAGGACCCGCCAUGGUCGGCAUGCAUGCUCGGUAUGCCGCUACCCCAUUAUUGGAUCCCGCUUCAAGGAGAUGAAAUUGCAUUUCAGCCUGUGUAGUCAAUGCUAUAGUGAAGGAAAGGUUCCAUCUUCCUUCAAGAAGGAAGAAUACAGAUUUAAAGAAUAUGGAACUGAGGCUGAGGCCAUGAAAGGUAUAUGAGAUAUGCUAGAAAAGACACAAGAUCUGCAAACGUUGAUGUUAUUGAGUUGGCUAUUCUUCCUAUGUCAUGACACUUGGAAUAUGGAUUUAUCCUGGUUGCAGAAUAGUUGAGAGUUAUUGGAGAUUUUCAAAGGCAGAAGCUGCAGAUGUUGAUGGUAUUGAGUUGGCUAUUCUUCCUAUGGCAUGACACUUAAAAGUAAGUAGGAAUAUGGAUUACUCUUGGUUGCAGAAUGGUUGAGAGUUUUUGGAGCUUUUCAAAGGCAGAAGCUGCAGAUAAGAUGCUCAAAAAGACCAAUCGACCCAGCAUUUACCAAACAACAAAGUGGAAUUAAAGGAGGUAGGUUGUUAUGCAUGGCAAUUGAGCUAGUUGGUGCAAACUUUGGUUUUCUUUUUCCUUGUUAGCUAUUUAUUGGAAACAAUUGUUAUUGAUAAAAGGGGUCUUCACCAAUGUCUAUAGUUUCUUACCUUCUCUAAGAUAAAAACAAUUGCCAGACCUUCAAAUC